AUGGCAUACGACCGGUACAUUGCCAUCUGCAAACCACUGCAUUAUGAGAUAAUAAUGAACAGGAGAGCUUGCAUCCAGAUGCUUGCCUGUGCUUGGGCUGCUGGUGUCAUGUACUCUGCAAUGCACACUGGGAACACCUUUAGUCUCCCCUUCUGCCACUCAAAUACCAUCAACCAGUUCUUCUGUGAAGUGCCCCAGCUGCUCAAGCUCUCUUGCUCUGACACAUACCGCAGAGAGCUGGCAGCUCUUGUCUUCAGUUUGUGUUUAGUUUUAGGCUGUUUUGUUUUCACCGUUGUGUCAUAUGUUCAGAUCUUCACCGCAGUGUGGAGAAUCCCCUCUGAGCAGGGCCAUCAGAAAGCCUUCUCCACCUGCAUUCCUCAUCUGAUUGUGGUCUCCCUGCUUCUGUCUACUGGCAGCAUUUCCUACUUGAAGCCCGUCUCUGACUCCUCGUCCCCCCUGGAUCUCCUCGCAGCUGUUCUGUAUUCUGUGGUGCCUCCAUUGAUGAAUCCGGUCAUCUACAGCAUGAGGAACAGGGAGAUCCAAGCUGCCCUGAGGAAACUGCUGUACAAGACUUUGCACCUGGAGUGA
This is a messenger RNA of Alligator mississippiensis (American alligator), 588 nucleotides long. Its product is annotated as olfactory receptor 14C36-like. The coding region runs from base 1 to 588 and encodes 195 amino acids. Lineage: Eukaryota; Metazoa; Chordata; Crocodylia; Alligatoridae. Gene Ontology annotation, cellular component: membrane. The record is from RefSeq and is a predicted model, not a curated record. The transcript is spliced from 2 exons. Gene Ontology annotation, molecular function: olfactory receptor activity; odorant binding. Gene Ontology annotation, biological process: G protein-coupled receptor signaling pathway.